Messenger RNA from Zophobas morio, 2059 nucleotides. RefSeq names its product UDP-galactose translocator. The record is from RefSeq and is a predicted model, not a curated record. Gene Ontology annotation, molecular function: UDP-galactose transmembrane transporter activity. Gene Ontology annotation, biological process: pyrimidine nucleotide-sugar transmembrane transport. Lineage: Eukaryota; Metazoa; Arthropoda; Insecta; Coleoptera; Tenebrionidae. Bases 197 to 1201 code for a protein of 334 amino acids. Gene Ontology annotation, cellular component: Golgi membrane. The transcript is spliced from 5 exons.
GUGUCAGUCAACGUAGAAUUUAUUCGCGUAUUUUUCAAUGAAAAAUUUAGUAAACUAAUCUUUCGUGAUAAAAAUCCGUAAACAAGGGAUGUAGUGCUUAAUAUAUAAGCAAAUAUUAGAAUAUCACUCUUUAAGCUCCGUUUCUCAUAUUCGUAGAAAAACCCGACGUUUCUUCGUGUGGAGAUUAAGACGAGCCAUGAAGUUCUCAACAGAAACAUCGAAAAAAACACACAUGUUAAAAUACGUCAGCUUGGUGGUUUUAACUGUCCAAAAUGCCCUCUUGGGUCUUAGCAUGCGCUACGCAAGAACACGAGACGGUGACAUGUUUCUCUCAUCAACAGCUGUCGUUAUGUCCGAAAUCGUCAAAUUAAUAACGUGCCUGAUCAUAGUGUAUGUAGAAACAGGAGGCAUAGUGCAACUUCUUGAAGCAAUCGAUAAACAAAUCAUCCAACAGCCAAUGGACACGCUCAAAGUAUGCGUUCCUUCGUUCGUCUACGUCAUUCAAAAUAACCUUCUGUAUGUGUCAGCCUCACACUUAGAUGCAGCCACUUAUCAGGUUACAUAUCAACUCAAAAUCCUCACUACGGCAAUGUUCGCCGUGCUCAUAUUAAAAAAAGAACUGCUCAAAACCCAAUGGAUCUCUUUAGUUAUGUUAGUCGGCGGCGUCGUCCUCGUGCAAUUGGCGCAGUCAAGUGGAUCUUCGCACGUACACUCAGGUCCUGAACAGAAUCGACUAAUCGGAUUCAUGGCAGCUCUUUCCGCGUGCGUGCUCUCCGGAUUCGCGGGAAUUUUCUUCGAAAAAAUGCUCAAAGGCAGCGACAUUACCGUCUGGAUGAGGAACGUCCAAUUAAGCGUAUGUUCCAUACCAUUCGCGCUACUGUCGUGUUUCGUUUACGACGGCGACAUUAUUUCGAAGCAAGGGUUCUUUUUCGGAUACGAUAAAUUCGUUUAUUAUCUCGUGUUGUUGCAAGCUGGGGGUGGCCUCAUUGUCGCUGUCGUCGUUAAAUUCGCCGAUAAUAUUCUAAAAGGGUUUGCGACGUCGUUAGCUAUUGUUAUUUCGUGCGUAGCAUCCAUCUAUAUUUUCAGUUUUCACUUGACCGCUCAAUUUACUUUAGGUGCAGCUUUCGUGAUAGGCUCUAUAUUUCUAUACGGACAUACUCCGAAGAAAAACACAGCGCCAACGUCCACGCAUAGAGUGUAAAGUAAGAAGAAAAAAAUACUCGGAUGGGUAGUCCUUGGGGAUUGGUUUUCGAGCUGCUUGUAGGUGGGUCAGAUACUGACAUCAUGGCUUUUCGCGAUAUAAAUUUUAGCCAACGGUAAGACAAUGCGAUUAUAUUUUCUGGUACUCGAUAUCUGCAUAUUACUGACAAGUAUGCAUUAAUUGGCCAAAAGUGACGUAAGGAAUUGUGACGUCACUCUCAUCACACCCCAACUACCGCUUAUAACCUAUGUUUUAUACCCUUAUCACUAAGUAUUUAAUGGCCAUUAUUUUACGGAAUGCUUACAAGCAUUAAGAAUGGAUAUUUUAGCAAUUUAUAUUAAGACAACAUUCAGUGUAGAAAAACAAAUACGAUUUCAUUUUUGUUUUUCUAUAUUUUUGUUACGGUAAUCGGUGAUUAUAUUAUUUUCUGGUCAUUAAGUAACUAUGGAUCAAAUAACGGCGGCAUUCGAUCAAAUUCAAUUAACUACAGCAAGUUCAAGAACAGCAUUGUUAAUAAAAAAUAGUCAUUUACCUUUUAUACAAAUUUUACAUUGACGUUAUCAAAUUUAUGAUUUUACGAUGGAUUUUACAAGGAAAGAACUGUAACAACCACUUUUUUGCCUAGUAAAAUCUGGUUAAAAAUAUACUUGUGAACUUGAAGUGUCAAUUCCUUGCAAUAAUAAGAUCUUAUUUAAAAUUGCCAUACAUGUGAUUACAGUAAAAAAAAGCUAGUGAUGUGCAUAUAUUGAUCUUUUUAAUUUAUAUAAUUUUAAUAUAAAAAGUACUUAAUUUUAUGUAAAAUAGUGCAUUAGUAUUUAAUAUUAUGAAAUGAUUUUUAAUAAAUAAGAUUUUUUUAUA